UAUCGCAGCCUUCCAAAAAUUUCAGAAACUUUUACAACUCCAAGCACGAUCGUCUCCCACAACAGCACACCACUCGUUCCCCGAACCUGGAGAAAUCACCGCACCACCGGAGCACACCACACGGCUCACAGAUCGUCACCAGUUCUCCCACACGCAGCACUACAGGCAGAUUUUCUACUUAUGGUGAAAACAAAGCAAAGGCAGCUUGUGGCUAUCCCUACAAACAAGAAUAUCACGCCAAGUGGCCACGUUGACUCGUCAAAGUCCAAUAAUGAUCUGGACCUACUGGGAGACGAUAGUUGGGUGAUCGUGAAAAAGCAGAGGAUCACCAUUUUGGUGCCUCCUCUACCUGCUGCCAAAAAGUUGACAGCUCAAAACCCGGGACCAUAUCAGCCGCAAGCCACAACCAUAAAAACAACGACUAACCAAGUACAACCUCCAAUUGAUAUAUGUUCCGCAAUGCCUUCAAUUGAGGAACGAGAGAAGUCGAUGUCAUUGGCUCCUAAACAGGGUAUUCAAUUUGCGAGAAAAGCUUCUGAUCAAGAGAUGCCAACAUUAGCCAAGCCACCAAGGAUAGAUUUAAGAACGGAAGCAGGAAAGCCGGAUCAAGUUGGUACCUCAAAGAUUUAUAAAAGAUUUGGGGUAUCUGCCACCUCAAAAGUGAUCAAGCGGCCUAGACUAUUACAUUGCCCCAGUAUCAUCCUCGAUGGGGGAAUGUUGCUAAAUCAAAGGCUCAGGGCAUCAAAUCUUGAGAGGAAGCUUCAAAAAGCUGGUGGAUUAAGCAGGUGGUUAGCAUCACUUGGACUUGGUCAGUUUGUGAGGAUUUUUCAGAGGAAGAGUGUUAAUAAAUUUCAGUUGGUGAAUUUAACAAUGAAGAAGCUCAAGGAUAUGGGUGCAAAUGCAGUGGGGCCUAGGAGGAAACUGAUACAUGCUAUAAACUGUGUUUGCCAGCCCUAUGGUUUGGAGGCCAUCUGAAUGUUCCUGGGAUCUUGCAGCAUUUAGAAAAUUUUGGGAGUGGGGGGGGGCAAAGACACUGUACAAAUGCAACAGCCUAGUGCUAUUAGUCAGAGACAUGCCUCGAACAGUUAGGUUUAUUAUGACAACUAGUUAGGAGAGAAUAGAAAGCACAGGUUGCAGGUAGUAAAAGAGAUCGUAACCCUUUGGACGUGGUAAUUGUUUGCCUUGGUUUAUGAACAUGUUUGUAAAUUAUGGAAGUUAGCCACACAGCAGUUGUUCUUUUGUUCUCAUCUUUUCUAUUCUUUUUCUUUAUUUUUUUUAAUUUUCACAACUUUCAAAUCAUAUUGUAUAAGAUGAACUGAGAAGGUUCAGCUGUAGAUAGAGCAUAAUGGAGGAUUGGUGUCAUCAUCCUUGGGCAUUAUGCUACCAUGUUGCUAAAGGAUUUGACUUGUUUCCAGUUCCGAACCCGUUGGGAUUGGAACAAUGUUUCUUGUAUUCUGGUACGGGACACUUGUUUUUCA
Alnus glutinosa is the source of this 1478-nucleotide messenger RNA. RefSeq lists its product as uncharacterized. The transcript has 2 exons. The record is from RefSeq and is a predicted model, not a curated record. Gene Ontology annotation, molecular function: protein binding. Bases 181 to 975 code for a protein of 264 amino acids. Lineage: Eukaryota; Viridiplantae; Streptophyta; Magnoliopsida; Fagales; Betulaceae.